AUGGCGGCUACUAACACUGUUGCUACGACACACUCUGCGGAUUCAGCUUCAGCCGAUGAAGCUACGGCAAAAGCUUUGCAAAAGCGCUAUGAAGGGUUGAUGAUGGUUCGAAACAAAGCCAUAAAGGGAAAAGGGGCUUGGUAUUGGGCACACUUGCAGCCUUUGUUGGUUACCAACACCGAAACGGGACUCCCCAAAGCGGUGAAGCUGCGUUGUUCAUUAUGCGACGCCGUUUUCUCAGCCUCAAACCCUUCUCGAACGGCUUCUGAGCAUCUAAAGCGUGGAACUUGCCCCAAUUUCAAUUCUGGGGCCAACGCCAAACCCAUUUCCUCUGUCUCGCCGGGGAGUGCCGUUGCUAUGGUGUCGUCGUCGUCGGUGCACCACAACCACCACCGCAAGAGGAGCUCUCCGACGGGUUCUUCGUACCACGUUCCGCAGCUUUCCGUGGUGGAUCCGUCGCGAUUUGGGUUGCCGGAGCAACCGCAUUUGAUGUUGUCUGGUGGGAAGGAGGACUUGGGAGCUUUGGCUAUGUUGGAAGACAGUGUUAAGAAGCUUAAGAGUCCUAAAACUUCACCUGGGGUUGCUCUUAGCAAGAACCAGAUUGAUAGCGCGGUUGAUUAUCUCGCUGAUUGGGUGUAUGAGUCGUGUGGUUCCGUGUCUUUCUCGAGCUUGGACCACCCAAAGUUCAGAGCUUUUCUUAACCAGGUUGGUUUGCCAACGGUUUUUCCUAGAGAGUUCACUGGUACUAGAUUGGAUGCUAAGUUUGAGGAAUCCAAGGCUGAGUCAGAAGCGCGGAUUAGAGAUGCCAUGUUCUUUCAAAUUGCCUCAGAUGGGUGGAAAUCAAAGAAUUAUGGGGCUUAUGGUGAUGAAAAUUUGGUGAAUUUGACAGUGAAUCUUCCCAAUGGGACCAGUUUGUACAGAAGGGCUGUGUUUGUUGCUGGUUCUGCUCCUUCUAAGUAUGCAGAGGAGGUUUUGAGGGAGACAAUUACUGGCAUUUGCGGGAAUUUUGUUCAACAAUGUGUUGGGAUAGUUGCAGACAGGUUCAACGCCAAGGCUUUGAAAAAUUUAGAGAAUCAGAAUCAUUGGAUGGUUAAUCUUUCUUGUCAGUAUCAAGGCUUCAAUAGUUUAAUCAAGGACUUCACCAAGGAACUUCCCUUGUUCAGGACUGUGACCGAGAAUUGUCUCAAGCUCGCGAAUUUUGUCAAUUACAGGUCUCAGGUUCGGAAUAGUUUUCACAAGUACCAACUGCAAGAGUACGGGCACGCUUGGUUACUUCGAGUGCCAUUGCGAGAGUUUGAGAAUUUUAACUUUGGUCCUGUAUAUACAAUGAUGGAGGAUACAUUGAAUUCGGUUCGCGCUUUGCAGUUGGUUCUGCUUGAUGAAUCAUUCAAGAUGGUAUCCAUUGAAGACAAGAAUGCUAGAGAAGUUGGGGACAUGAUUCGAGAUGUGGGUUUUUGGAAUGAUUUAGAAGCAGUGCACAUGUUGGUUAAAUUGGUGAAGGACAUGGCUCAUGAGAUUGAGACAGACAAGCCACUUGUUGGCCAAUGCCUUCCACUUUGGGAUGAGUUAAGAGCGAAAGUGAAAGAUUGGAGCUCCAAAUUCCACAUUGCAGAAGGAGCAGUGGAAAAGUUAAUUGAUAGAAGGUUCAAGAAGAACUAUCACCCUGCUUGGGCUGCUGCAUAUAUUCUUGAUCCUCUUUAUUUAGUGAGGGACACUAGUGGCAAGUACCUUCCACCGUUUAAGCACUUAACUUCUGAGCAGGAGAAAGAUGUGGAUAAACUCAUAACCAGGCUUGUUGCAAGAGAUGAAGCACAUAUUGCUCUAAUGGAACUCAUGAAAUGGAGAACAGAAGGUCUUGACCCAGUUUAUGCUCAAGCUGUGCAGAUGAAGGAGAGAGAUCCAGUUACUGGGAAGAUGAGGAUAGCCAAUCCACAAAGCAGUAGACUUGUGUGGGAAACUUAUCUAACUGAAUUCAAGUCCUUAGGAAAAGUUGCAGUGAGGUUAAUAUUCCUUCAUGCAACCUCAUGUGGCCUCAAAUGUAAUUGGUCUUUGAGGAGAUGGGUUUGUGCACAUGGCCACUCCAGGACUGCAUUGGACAAGGUGCAGAAGUUGAUAUUUAUUGCAGCUCAUUCCAGAUUGGAGAGAAGGGAUUUUUCCAGUAAUGAAGACAAGGAUGCAGAGCUAUUUAACCUGGCCAAUACCGAGGAUGAUGUGUUAAACGAGGUUCUUGUUGAUACAUCCUCAGUGUAACAUUUUUUUUUUUACCUCUUUUUCUUUUUGGGUUAAUCAGUUAGGACUUUUAGUUUUUUAGGAUUUAUUGAAUUCUUUCUACUACCCACUUCUUUUUUCAUGU
Gastrolobium bilobum is the source of this 2353-nucleotide messenger RNA. RefSeq lists its product as uncharacterized. The coding region runs from base 1 to 2250 and encodes 749 amino acids. The record is from RefSeq and is a predicted model, not a curated record. NCBI's taxonomy places the organism in Eukaryota, Viridiplantae, Streptophyta, Magnoliopsida, Fabales, Fabaceae. The transcript has a single exon.